AUGCAGCCAACGCCCGACCCCGCCUUGACGCCCGGGCCCGACCGUGCCGAGCAGAUGGACGGACGACGGCGGCGAACGGCCGGCGGCGCGCUGGAGCUGCCGUACCAGUGUGCCGUCUGCGAGGCGCGCUUCGCCGCCCGCACGCUAGCGCACCGCCAGGCGCUCAAGCGGCACCGGCGCCUGCACACGGAGCGGCAGACGUUCCAGUGCGACCUGUGCUCGCGCCACUACAGUCGCUUCGACUCGCUGGUGGUGCACGGGAGGUCGCACACCACGCAGCGCGCGCACCAGUGUCGCCUCUGCCACAAGGCGUACGAGCUGCGCUGCCUGCUCGAGUACCACAUUCGAGAGCACCGCGAGGGCGACGUGGCGCGCCGCGCGCCCGCCGAGGGACGCUUCACGUGCGACCAGUGCGGCGCCCGGUUGUCGCACCUGACCGCGCUGCGGCGCCACCAGCGGCUGCACGCCGGCGGCCAGGCGUUCGCGUGUGAGCUCUGCCCCAAGACGUACAGCCGACUCGACGUGCUCGUGCUGCACAGCCGCGUGCACUCGGCGCUGCUGCCGUUCACGUGCGCCGUGUGCAGCCGCGCGUUUGCGCAGCGCAGGAUCCUCGAGUACCACAGCCGCGCGCACAGCGGCUCCGCCAACGUGGCGGCCGGCACCGGCGCGCUGCCGUUCCGCUGCGCGCUGUGCGCGCGCGCGUUCGCCGACGCGGCGCUGCUGCGCGAGCACAGCGUGCGGCACGCGACCAACCGCUCCUACCUGUGCGACAUAUGCGGCAAGGAGUUCAAGACGAGCGGCAAACUGAAGAGACACGCCAUGAUCCACACUGGCGAGCGGCCGGCGCAGUGCGGCACGUGCGCCAUGCGAUUUAUCGACAACACGGCGCUGGCGCAGCACGCCAAGAUCCACUCGGGUGAGCGGCCGUUCCAGUGCCACGUGUGCGGCAAGAACUUCGCGCGCAACGUCACGCUCAAGAUCCACGCGCGCACGCACAGCGGCGAGAAGCCGCACGCGUGCGACACGUGCAGCCGCCGCUUCACCACCGUCACGCAGCUGCGCCGCCACGUGCGCGUGCACAGCGGCGAGCGGCCAUACGUGUGCCACGUGUGCGGCCGGGCCUUCUCGCAGACGACGCACCGAAAGGUGCACAUGCGGACGCACGCGUGCCGCGACACGCUGGCGGCGCCGCCGCAGCAUCAGCAGAAUCUGUACGUGCUGGCCGGCGGGCUGGCCGGUGGCAGUGUUGGAGCGAUGGCGGUGGAGCCGGCUGACUUGACUCUGCAUUUUCUGGAGCACUAA
Molecule: messenger RNA, 1302 nt
Organism: Pollicipes pollicipes
Lineage: Eukaryota; Metazoa; Arthropoda; Thecostraca; Pollicipedomorpha; Pollicipedidae
Product: zinc finger protein OZF
Exons: 3
Coding region: 1-1302 (433 amino acids)
Biological process (GO): regulation of transcription by RNA polymerase II
Molecular function (GO): DNA-binding transcription factor activity, RNA polymerase II-specific; RNA polymerase II cis-regulatory region sequence-specific DNA binding
Source: RefSeq, a predicted model, not a curated record